CACAUCUCUAAUCAAAUACCAUCACGUCGAAAUACAGCAAAAUUCUGUUGGUAAACAUAAGCAAAAUUAAGGCUGGCAAUUAAUGCGGCAGCAUGCAACCAGUUGAUUACCAAUUUGCAAGCAUAGUCAACCUGGCCGAAAGCCUGCUGAAUAGAUUUGGGGCCGAUUCGCAUAGAUAAGCGAGUAACAAGCAUCUACAGCUGCUGUUGAGUCAUCACCUUUUAGCCAAAUAAGCCAAAAAAGGCUAACAGCCGUUGGCCAGCUAGUGAUAAAGCCCCAGAGCACACACACACUUGCCCACACCCAGCGACUCAAAAACCCGAAAACCAACCCAUUUUGGCAACAUUCGCAAUGGAGGACUACAAGUUCCUGUUCAAAAUCGUCCUGGUGGGCAAUGCUGGUGUUGGAAAAACCUGCCUGGUGCGCCGCUUUACUCAGGGCCUAUUUCCACCUGGCCAGGGUGCCACCAUUGGUGUGGAUUUCAUGAUUAAGACGGUGGAGGUGGAGGGCGAGAAGAUCAAGCUACAAAUCUGGGACACCGCCGGCCAGGAGCGGUUCCGAUCCAUCACGCAAAGCUACUAUCGAUCGGCUCACGCCUUGAUCCUGGUGUACGACAUCAGCUGCCAGCCCACAUUUGACUGCCUGCCGGACUGGCUGCGCGAGAUCCAGGAGUAUGCCAACUCCAAGGUACUCAAAAUCCUGGUGGGUAACAAGACAGACAGGGAUGACCGAGAGAUUCCCACCCAAAUUGGCGAAGAGUUCGCCAAGCAACAUGACAUGUACUUCUUGGAGACAUCCGCCAAGGAGGCAGAGAAUGUGGAGCGGCUGUUCUACGAGAUUGCCGCCGAAUUGAUUGGUCAGGCAAGGAGCAAGGAUGGCAGUAGUUCGGCCGCAGCGGCAGCCGCCCAGCGUCAGUCGGAGGGCAGCUCCAUCGGCCUGGGGAGCUUCAGUGCCAAGGCAGCACAGAGUAAUUGCUGUGGCGGACUCGCCAGCGGCGGCUCCAACUCUAGUCAAGGCGGCUGAGCAGCUGAAAACUGAACUUGAAGCUGAGCAGCUAAUAUGUAACUUGUUAAGGACUAAUCGUGAUAUUCCAUUUAUCUUUUAUUACCACAAUGCUCCCACAUUCUAACACAUACAUAUGUUCAAUUUUGUUUUUAUAAGUAUGAUUAUGACGUGAUCGUUUGCCCUUGUAACGAUUCCUAUUAGAUUGUUAAAACACUUUGGCUACAAAUACCUUUAAAUGUAAAAGUAUUUAGAGCAAUUCUCAUCGCUUUCACUAAACUACGCUAAUAACGAACAUUUAAAGUACAAUGUGCAAACGGAUCUGGAAACUGUGCAGCUAAUCUGUUAUAGUUAAACGCUUAUAUUCUGUUGAUGCUUAAAGGUUUAUUCUUUUAAUUACAAGACUAAAAAAUUGAUUAUUCUUUGAUUAACUCUGUACCCCCUUUGGUUUACAGAAAGCAAUUGAUUGUUAAAACUAAUUUACUAUUUAUCACGAUUAAGAUCCUAUCGGAAACUAGCUGUCAAUGACUAAGGAUGCUAAAUAUUUGUGUUACAAGAACUCCAUUGGAGGUGUUUAAAACCGCCUGAUUUUUUUGAUUUGUAUUAUAUAGACGUAUGUAUUGAUCUGAUUAUGGAUCGUUUACCAAGUGAGCAUCACAGCCAAUGCUACGAAGAAUUUAUGAUAUCAAAAAUGCUAUGCACACCAUUUAGUUUAUUUUUAUUGAUUCCUAAGGAGUAUUGCAUGUUUUAUACAUUACAUUUUUUGUAUAAAUAUACAAUUUAUGCAUAUUUA
Messenger RNA from Drosophila sechellia, 1795 nucleotides. RefSeq names its product RAS oncogene family member Rab30 (gene Rab30). The record is from RefSeq and is a predicted model, not a curated record. Gene Ontology annotation, molecular function: GTP binding; GTPase activity. Bases 352 to 1023 code for a protein of 223 amino acids. Gene Ontology annotation, biological process: Rab protein signal transduction. The transcript has 2 exons. NCBI's taxonomy places the organism in Eukaryota, Metazoa, Arthropoda, Insecta, Diptera, Drosophilidae.